AUGGAAACAUUACAAAUUAAUAACUUAGACUCGAUAAAUUAUUCUGAGGUUGAAGACCCCAGGCUAGUGAAAAUCAGGGAAUAUGGCAUUAUAAUCAAAGGUUAUUGGCAUGAAAAACCGAUUAUUAUGAAACAUCUACCUACUGAAUUGGCAAAUCAAGAUAAUCAAGUUUUGCAACUUGUAAACAUGCAAUUACUAAGAGGCUAUUACUAA
Molecule: messenger RNA, 213 nt
Organism: Racocetra fulgida
Lineage: Eukaryota; Fungi; Glomeromycota; Glomeromycetes; Diversisporales; Gigasporaceae
Source: the annotation of a GenBank genome assembly